AUGAGCAACAUUAUUCUUCCGUAUAUUAAAGAUGAAGAAGAAAAAGGAGAUAAUUUUUUUGUCAAACAAGAAUUAAAUGUGCCGAUCCUAGUAUGGUGGACACCUUUCACAUUAGAUGUGGGAACGUAUACAAGCUGCGGUGGGAAAUCGGAGCAAUGUUUUCUAUCCAAUGUUAGAAAAUAUCGAGCAAACAAAGAUUUUGAGGCAUUUUUAUUUUAUGGUACAGAUUUUCGACUUCAUGAUUUACCCCUACCACGUCUGCCACAUGAACACUGGGGAUUGCUGCACGAAGAAUCACCAAAAAAUAGUUAUCUGUUUUCAUAUGAAGACAUCAUGAAUUUAUUUAAUCAUUCGGCCACAUUUAAGAGAAACUCAGAUCUACCAUUAACUACUCAAUGGUUAUCGUCACUAGAGGACUUGACAGAUAUGAAAUAUUUUAUGAGUGUCAAAGAUAAAAAUCGAUUACAAGAAGAAGAAAAUUUAUCACCGGUUAUUUAUUUACAAUCCGAUUGUAAUACACCAUCUGAUAGAGAUAUUUACAUCGAACAAUUGAUGAAAUAUAUCAAAAUCGAUUCUUACGGAUCAUGUUUGCAUAAUAGAGAUUUACCAGAUCAUUUAAGAGAUCCUAUUCAGGCAAUGGAAGCUACAGAGAUAUUGAAAUUGGUUGGUAAAUACAAAUUUGCUCUUGCUUUUGAAAAUGCCAUUUGUACGGAUUAUAUAACAGAAAAAUUUUGGCGACCACUUAAGACGGGAACAAUUCCAGUCGUUUUUGGUUCGGAUAAAUUUAAUGAUUUCUUACCAGAUAAUCAUUCAGCUAUAUCCCUACUCGAUUAUGAAACGCCAGCUGAUUUGGCUCACAUUCUUCAUCAAUUAAAUAAAAACGAUACACUUUACGAUAGUUAUCGAGAAUAUAAAUUUAAGAACAUUCAAAAUUCAACAUUAGUGUAUCAGACAAUGAUCAAUCGUACAUGGGGAAUUCACAAUGAUCGAAUCAAAGGUAAUUUUAUAAAUAAAUUUGAAUGUUUGGUAUGUGAACGCUUAUAUGAGAAUAGAAGAAGGAAACAGCACGCUUUAACUGAAUAUGAAUAUCGGUCAACACUAGAUCAUUAUGGUUGUCCACCGCCAACUACAUUUGAUGAAAAUGGAAGUUUACUGCAAAAUGCUGGCACUUGGUAUCAAACUUAUCAAUUUACAAAAUGUCAGAUUGAUGUAUUUAAUAUGUUUAUUCAAAACAAAUAUUACAAUUUUAGUGAAAAAGAGCUCUUUCGAGAGUCAUCAAAAUUAUUUCAUCCGAACUUUAGAAGGGACGAUUUAUUUUGA
Didymodactylos carnosus is the source of this 1320-nucleotide messenger RNA. The record is from the annotation of a GenBank genome assembly. NCBI's taxonomy places the organism in Eukaryota, Metazoa, Rotifera, Eurotatoria, Philodinida, Philodinidae.